CGCUCACACGCGAACGAAAGAAAGUGAAAUUCAUAAACGAAAAUGACAGUGGUUCUACUAACCGUUUGUUUACUUCACCUUGCCUCCGCGAAUACCAACGAAGAUAAGUAUGAAAAAUUCAAAACUUUUCAGUUGGAUGUUCCCGGUAAAGAACCAAUAACAAUUAUCGAAAACACGCCGGAAAAAGAAAAUGUGCGACAGUGGGAUGUCACUGAAACUACAUUAGAUAGUGACUCCGACAUUAAAAAUCUUAUGACGGAUAUAAUUCAGGACGUGAAAAGUAGCCGACCGCGCUGUUUUGGACCUUCUUGCCAAGAAGGGUUCAUUGAGAAUGAAGGUCCACAAGAAUAUUUUGAAGAUUAUGCGUUAGAAAAUGUGGACAAACUAAAAGAUUUUAAAGAUUUUCCUAACGAACGUCUACAAGCAAUUGCGGCAUUGGCAGCGAAAUUAAAGAGGAAUAAGAUAAAAUCAGACCGAUUUUCUACUUCAACGAGUCAAGAUGACGAAGAUGAUGACCAAGUUUUCACAUCGUGGAAUCGUCUGAAAGUAAAGCAGCAUAAACAUCCUUAUGACGACAAGGAUGGUUGGGUAACAUUAGAGCCUGUAGCUUGGUCUACAAGCAAAAUUUCCAAAUGGAAACCUAAUGUUAAAAAGCAAAAGCCUAGUUACUGGAAUGAUGAAGAGGACACAAACUAUUCUAAUGAUGACCGAUAUACUUCAUACCAAGAUAUGGAUAAUGGCUACGUGUAUCCUCAAAAGAGACCCACGUUAUCUCGCCCUGGAUUUAUAAAUAAUAAGCUACACAUUCCUCAAGAGUAUGAACAAGAAUUGCCUUCGAAGCCCACUUGGACUAAAAACAAACCUAAACCUCAACAACAAUCAGUGCACAGCUAUCAGUCUUCCUGGUCAUCUGAUGACAGCCGGCGCCCAUAUAAGCCAGUGUCGAAUUGUGACAAAAACGACCCAUAUGCAAAUGACGAUGCAGUGUAUUAUGGCAUGUCUGAUUCUAUAGUAACAGAUCCUCGCCCAUCUAAUUUCCCAUAUGAAUAUGAAGCAUUACAUCAAUCCUCGAUGCAAAAGCGGCCAGUAAGAAGACCAACGCAAGUUGUUUACUCCGAUGUGGAGGAUGAUCGUUCGUCCAGACCUUCGUAUGACGAUGGACAUUGGGUUUUACUUUCUACAACAAAAGGAUACAGAAACAAGAAACGUCAAAGAUCUCUUGAGCCCUCUGAAGAAAAUGUAGCAGUACCAUCCAUAACAUCACACCAGUCAGUUUCCUUAACAGUUUUGCCUACUGAUGAUCGUUCUGGUACAAAUAUGACAACAUCACAUGGAGGUUUGUUGGAGGUUGAGAAAAGUUUUCAGACUGUUGAAGAAUCUAAACGUGAUAUGGACAUGAAGAAUGAUUUGGAAGUUGCAGCGAGCCAGCAUAGACCUGUUAGAAAUAAAGUGAUACGUAAGAAAGUUGUUGGUAAUAAAAAUGCACUUGAUAGUUCUACAGUAAUAGCGGCGGUUGGAGCAGGCAUGGUCCCUGCUACGAUGGCUAUGGUAGUACCAAUGAUGUUAGGGAGACGUCGACGAAGGGAUCUUCAGUAUGAACCACGAAUUUUGCAUUUAGAGGAAUACCUUCAAAGAAAUUAAUCCCUCCCUUUAGCAUAAGUAGCUAUUUAUUAUUUAGAGGUAUAUGUGAUUGAGAAGUGUGAAAAAUGAAUGUCUGUGAUCAAUGUAGUGUAAUUUGUGUUGCAUUAAUGACAAAAGUAAAUUAUUUUAAUUAAGUAAAUAUUUAGCUUUAAGAUAAUGUUUAGUUACAAUUUUAUUAUACUUAUAAUACUCAUAAGAUGAUUUUCUAAGUUUAA
Maniola jurtina (meadow brown) is the source of this 1856-nucleotide messenger RNA. RefSeq lists its product as uncharacterized. Lineage: Eukaryota; Metazoa; Arthropoda; Insecta; Lepidoptera; Nymphalidae. The coding region runs from base 43 to 1641 and encodes 532 amino acids. The record is from RefSeq and is a predicted model, not a curated record. The transcript has a single exon.